AUGGAGAUGGUGAUGGAGAACCCAUCAGGGCCUUGGCGGUUGCGGCCCCCCUCUCGACUUACGUUAAGCCAGAGGGCCUCCCGGAUCUGCUCGCCUUCCGGAAGCAACUCGCUGGGGAAAACCAGACGCGGUGGGGCCGCCCCCUUGCAGGCUGACGCCGCCUCCUUCCUCCCCCGGCGGCUGCGACCCCGCCUUCCCUCCCCCAGCCGCGGCAGCUUCAAUCCCCGCGGGCCCUUGCGGGAGGAGUCAGGGCCGCCUUGGUGGUGGCGCCCCCUCCCUGCAGCCGAGCGGGAGGCCUCCGUGGAAGAAAAGCAGGCGGACGGGCCUCCUGUCUUGGAGAGACUUUGCAGCCCCGGCCUCAGCUGUUGGAAGGCGGCGGGCAUGGAAAAAGCAAAGGCUCCAACUGGAAGCCCCUGCGAAGGGGGGUUUCGAACCCUGGACUCCAAGUCUGAGCUGGCUGGCCAUGCCCCCCGCGAGAGGAAGGUGCCCAACCAGCUGGCAAGGCCGAAGCGCAAGUGGGAUGGGUCAGAUGCCGGGGCCUUUCAGUCUGCCCGCUGCCCGCUCACAGGUUCUGCCAACACGGCAAGGAGGAGUCCAAAGGCGAACAGAGAGCCCCAGGAGAAGGUCCCACGCCCGAGCGGCCACGGUUGUGCCCUGAAAUCUGCCGUGGCUGGCGGCUGGGGCCCACAUGGCCGUUCGGAGGAAUCCUGGCAGCCGGGGGCCACGGCUCAGGAAAUCGAGUCCCGACAAAGUGGUGCCGUGGAGAGCACUGGUGUGCACCACUCAGAAGAGGAGCGCAGCUCUGUGCGACGCCAGGCGUCGGGGAUGGGUAGCUCUAGUCUGGCGUGCAGAGAAGGCACACACGGUGGCGUGCACUUCAGCAGGUUUGGGGGGGUUAGGCCGGGCCUGGUUUCUUUACUGCCCCGCAGAAGUGGGCAUCAUCCAGAGACAAACCCUGGCUCCGUUCCAGAACAGCGAGGAAUCGAGGGAGGUCCGUCUGGAAUGCUUCCAAGGUCUCUGCGACCCCUCUGGGGGGCCAAGACUCUAUCUUCUCCUUCCGGCUGCCCCGUGGAAGUCUCCUCUGCGUCUCCAGCAGUGGGUCAUCUCCACCCUCCUCGUUCUCUCAAGUCCGGGCCGGUUUCUUCCUGGGAUCCCUCCUUAGGAUCCGUUGUCCCUGAUGCUCCCGUGUCGCCUUUGGGAUCGAGACCUGCCUGGGAGCCGAGUGCUUCCCCGGCCCUGCCUUCGCUCAAAGUCCUGGCGUCCGCCCCUGGAGCCGCUGUCGAGGUCCACGAGGGGCCUGGUUCUGGCACCGGAGAACCCAGCAGGGCCUUGGCGGUUGCGGCCCCCUCCAGUCUGUUUAAACAGGUCGUCAGGGGACUCCGAAAAGAGCAGGAACAGAAUCGGCGGGAGGAAUUGCGCAGAAUCCCUGGAGCCUGGUUCAAGCUUCCGCCCAGCGGUGCCUCGGAAGACCAGCUGGAUCCACGGCGGCCCAAAGACACCCUUGAAGUGGAACGGAAGGGAAGGCCUCUGGAAGCAUCGGUGGGGGAAGAGGGCACGCACCAAGUGCCUGAAGAACUGUCCAAACCCACCCUCGAGCUGUUGGAGAGCAGCGACAAGGAGGAGAAGGGACCCUACAAAGGUGCAGGACGUUGCACUCCAUUGGCUGGGCCUCCGGGCCAAGGUGACACGGAUGCCAAUGAGAUCGGCCCUGUCCCAGAGCAGGCAAAGACGUCGACGCUCAACCCCAAUGCCACGGAGUUCUGCUCCUCGAAGACGCUUCCGUCCGUGAGCAAGCCCCCAAGGACGCCCCCUUUCCCAGGGCCAUGCGCCCCCUCAACACCCACCGUCUCAGGGAUCACCCCAGGGCCAAGGGACACGCACAGCUGGCAGUGUGUCUCUUCCAUCCCACAGACCCAUGCGCCUCCGGCGGUGUGGGCAACCCAGAGGUGCCCCUGUCCAGUUUCGAACUCGGUACCCGGACAGGAGCCUUUCGUUAUGGAGUCGCUGGUGGGUGCCGGCCCGUGUCUCUCGAAUGUCUUUUACGGCCCCUGGUGGUUCAGGGCGCAACCCCCCAUGAUGCCCCUCGAGGCGCACCGUCCCUCGCAGCCCGUCUUCGCCCCCCUGCUGCAGAGCCCCCCCCCGGUUGACAUCUUGGCAUGGACUCCUACGUACCCUCUGGCAGAGCAGCCUACGCCCCAGAUGGUCUGCACCAUGGGACAUCCAUAUGCUUGUGCAGGGCACUGCGGAGCUUCCUUUGUGAACUACCAGAAACACCCGCGUGUCUGGCCCAAGGAGCAAGCCACGAGCCAGAAGGGAAAUGUCUAUGUGGGCCAAGGCCUCAAGAGCCAGUGUGGUGUAGUGGACAGGGCAGUGCAGAAGGAUCCUCGUCAACCUGGGUUCUAA
Messenger RNA from Heteronotia binoei (common prickly gecko), 2403 nucleotides. RefSeq names its product ataxin-2-like protein. Lineage: Eukaryota; Metazoa; Chordata; Lepidosauria; Squamata; Gekkonidae. The transcript has 5 exons. Bases 1 to 2403 code for a protein of 800 amino acids. The record is from RefSeq and is a predicted model, not a curated record.